Rotaria socialis is the source of this 1311-nucleotide messenger RNA. Lineage: Eukaryota; Metazoa; Rotifera; Eurotatoria; Philodinida; Philodinidae. The record is from the annotation of a GenBank genome assembly.
AUGUUAUGUCGCAAUCCAUCGGACUAUGUCCGUGAAACAAAAAAAGACAUAGUACCAGUACAACGAAAUUAUGAUCCAGAUCUUCAUCCGUUUCAAGUAGCACGUGAAUAUACUCGUGCGAUGAAUGCUGUUAAAAUGGAACGUAUAUUUGCGCGACCAUUCAUAUGUAGUUUGGAUGGUCAUCGUGACAGUGUACAAUGUUUAACAAAGCAUUCAACACAACUCUCAUUACUUCUAUCCGGUUCAUGCGAUGGAGAAAUAAAACUUUGGAAUGUUGCUCAACGAACAUGUCAAGCAACAAUACCAGCACAUGAUGGAUUCGUUCGAGAUAUAUGUGUUAUACCUGAUGGUACUGCGUUUUAUUCAAUUGGAAAUGAUAAAUUAAUAAAACGAUGGUCAAUGGAUAAUUAUGAUGCACCAGCAAUGACGAUUGUUGGAAAACAUGUAUUUACAUCGAUUGAUCAUCAUUAUAAAAAUUCACAAUAUGCUACUAGUGGUGAAAAUGUAUCAUUAUGGGAUGAACAACGUGCACAACCUCUUCAAUCAUUUAAAUGGGGUGCUGAUAGUCAUGCUAAAGUCAAAUUUAAUCCAAUAGAAACUACUGUACUUGCUAGUUGUGCUGCUGAUCGAAGUAUAAUUCUUUAUGAUACAAGACAAUCAGUACCAUUACGAAAAAUUACACUUCAAAUGAAUUCCAGUUCACUUGCAUGGAAUCCUCUUGAAGCAUUCGUAUUUACAACAGCUAAUGAAGAUUUCAAUUUGUACAGUUUCGAUAUUCGUUAUCUGCAACGUCCAUUUAAUAUUCAUAAAGAUCAUGUAGCAGCUGUUAUCGAUAUUGAUUAUUCUCCAACAGGCAAAGAAUUUGUUAGUGGUAGCUAUGAUAAAACUGUUCGUAUUUUUGCUGCUGAUAAAGGACAUAGCAGAGAUAUUUAUCAUACAAAACGUAUGCAACAUAUCAGUUGUGUUCAAUGGACAGCAGAUAAUAAAUAUGUUAUAUCAGGUUCAGAUGAAAUGUGUCUAAGAUUAUGGAAAGCUAAAGCAAGUGAAAAACUUGGAGUGAUACGUGAUCGUGAAGCAGAAACACUUGAAUACAAUGAUGCACUGAAAGAAAAAUUUGCACAUUUUCCAAAAAUAAAACGUAUUGCGCGACAACGUAAUUUACCGAAACAUGUCUAUCAUGCUAAACGUGAACACAAAACAAUACAAGAAAGUCAGAAACGUCACGAAGCCAAUGCACGUGCUAAUAGCAAACCUGGCUCAGUACCAUUUGUUUCAGAACGAUCGAAAGUUAUUUUAAAAGAAGAAGAAUAA